AUGGGUCGUUGCUUUAGCUUUCGACUCUUGUAUCGAGUCGUUUUAUUUUCCUUCUGUCUGAUUUUCGCCUGUUUUUAUCAUGGUGGUGGUUCAGAGUAUGACAGGCGAGAAGAUAAAACAGAACCGAACAAAUUAAAAGAAAGAUUCAACGGUAAACCCUUGAAUGCUGACGUUUCUCUCGACCGAGACAUUGGCGUGCCUAUCUUGACAGAAAAUGCUAAACAAAUUGAUGGCGAGGAUACGAAGAAAGAAACUGAUCUUUCAAAGAUGGCAAGAAAAGGUAAAUUCUGAAAAUGUGGGAAUAUUCGUUAUUCAUUUCAGAAGGAGUAACUGUCAACUACAUUAUUUUUUUUUAAGGAACUCUGAUGAAAACACUCCGAAGUGAGAGAAUACGGAAGAGCACAAAAAUUCCCCCGUCCGAGGUAAAAUUUUCAAGCAAAAAAUCGACUACCACCUCCCAUUCAAGUGAGACAAAAUGGCAAAACAAUGGCAGCAAAAACAUAUCUUCAUUGGAAAAUCAAAUUUUUCACCAGAAUGACUUGAGUGGAACAGCCAAAAGAGAAACAUUGACUUCACUCACAACUCCACAUCUCCGGAGCAGACGUGAAAUUGAUGCGAUCUGUGAAAGUCCGAGCGAAUGCGCCAAUUUUAUCUUAACUAUAAAGUAUGAAGAUAACUAUAGAGUAUGGAACAACUUUUCAAUCAUGUAUCAAGGUCGAAUAUACUACUUUUACAUGUACAGAGUAACCGACGAUGGUCUACGAGUUUGUACUUCUUCUGACACCGUCAUCCAACAAAGGUGGUGGAAUUUUAUUGUUUCAGAAAAGAUAAUGAUGGCUUCCAGAUACUGCAAUGCAUCUGUGGACGGUUUUCACGUCAAAAAUUACACAGUAGAUAAAAACUUUACUGUUUUCUUCAAACCUACAGGGCAGAGUUUCACAAGGCGAGAUUACGGAAUGAUUUUUGGACAUUUUGCAAUUUGUUCGGCAAAGCUUAGUCUGUCCUGCAAUGAUGAUUUGGUCAAAGUAAAGUACGAUGAACAAUACAACGUUUUGGAAAACUUUUCGCUGUUUUACAACAACAAGAUGUACGAUUAUCGUGAAUACCGAAUCGCAAGCGAAGGUCUUGAAAUGUGUGCUUCCGAUGAUUCCAGAAUCCAAGCACUUUGGAUAACUCGGAAUUCGUGGAAAAACUUUAAAGAGCGGCGGUAUAUAUGCCGCGGAUAUGUUCGUAGAUUAAUAUCAAAAGCAAGGCUGUACACUGUGACUAAUCAGUUCACCGUCUAUUGGGCACCUACGAGUCAAUAUUUCACAAGAAAUGACUAUGCGGUGAUAAACGGUGAACCUAACAUAUGCGACGAAAAGUUCAGACCCGAAUCAACAGAGUAUACCCAUGAAAAUCUAUUAAUGUGCAACGAUUCAAUCAUGAAUAUAAAAUACGAUGAUGAGUACAAAGUUUGGACUGACUUUUCAAUCCUCUACAAGAACAAGGUGUACGAUUAUACUGAGUAUCGAGUUCUGAAUGAUAGCAUAAAGAUUUGUAACUCCACUGAUAACGUCGUAAGGAAUAUUUGGAAAGUACGCAAUAAAUGGGUAAAGGUGAGAAUGCAUCAAAAAAGUUGCAAUAAACCCAUAUACUUCUAUAAGAUCCCCCAAGAGCUUUAUACUAUUCGGAAGGAUUUUAGCGUUCUCGUUUUGCCAACAGAUCAGGUGAUAGCAAAAUACGAUUAUGGUGUGUUUGAACGUAAACUUGAAAUAUGUGAAGAAAAAGUCAUAAAGUUUUAUUACAUAACAAGCAUUAGGCUAUCUGGAGUAGCACCAUUAUGUGCUUUAGCGCUUUCUAUAAUUUCUGUGCUAUUGUUGUUGAUAGUUUAUUGCAUGCUUCCUGAACUGCGCACUCUUCCUGGUUUGAAUUUAAUGAGUUUAAGCUUUGCCUUUUUGUUGUGGUUGACUUAUAUUGCAGUAUUUUUGUUGCUGUAUUUCCGUGUGGGUAAAGUGUUUAUGUUUCCGUGCGACAAGUUGACCGUAACAAGUAAGUUUCUUAUACAUAACCUACUUAUGAACGCUGUUGUUAAUGUCUAUCACUUAAGAAAAACCUUUUGUGGUAACACUCUCGUGAAAUCUGAUGAAAACAAAUGGAAAACGUUCUUGAAGUACAGUCUCUUCAGCUGGGGUGUUCCUCUCAUCAUAACUAUUGUCUACAUUGUGCUUGUGAAAAAAGAUGUUUUAAGGUAUUACCAAAAGGAUAUUCUUUGUUUCAGUGGUCAUGGUUUUCCUCUUUGGUUAACUAUUGUGGAAAAAUAUGGUCUUCAAGGUUGUCUUUUGUUGUACAUUAUUGUAAUGUUCCCCUUCACUGCUUAUCGAAUUCGCCAAAAACUCAAAACAAGCAGUAGCAUUGCACAGCGAGCAAAUGUUGUUAAGAAACGCAGUAGCUUUGUCCUAUUGCUUAAGCUGUCAACCACCACUGCCAUAAGCUUCUUUCCUGUUUUGUUUGCACCCUUGAUAUCACUUUUAAAUGAUAAUAUCCAAACAACGUUAUUUACUGUAGUGUUUCUUAGUGGUGUCUACAUAGGUAUUGCGUUUGUCUUCACCAGAAAAAACUACAGGUUGCUUAAGAAGAAGUAUUUCCCUGCAAAAAAUAAACCAGUUAACGUGUAG
Molecule: messenger RNA, 2657 nt
Organism: Paramuricea clavata
Lineage: Eukaryota; Metazoa; Cnidaria; Anthozoa; Malacalcyonacea; Plexauridae
Source: the annotation of a GenBank genome assembly